GACGCAAAUAAGUUUUUAUUUGAAUCGCGCUCGUGGUGUUCGGACCUGUUGCAGUUAGUAAUUCUAUACCCAUUUUAAUAUUAAAUUGCAUUUUAUACAAAAUUGUAUGCAUUUUGAAUACCCUCAUUAAUUUGUAUACAAAUGUAUGUAUAUUACAGUACACAUUUUGUAUAGUCUGUAUAUUUAAAUAAAUUGUGCAAACCUAAAUACAAUAACAUUUUCAAAUGGAUUACCUCCCAUGUGAAAUGAUUGAACAUAUCUUUUCAUUUCUGCCCUAUGAUGAUCGCUUGCAAGCUACGGCAGUUUGCAGGCGUUGGAAAGCAAUCUUUGAAGCACGUGUGAUAAACGAAACCUUGCUGACGGUUGCAAAUAUCCAUCGCGAUGGAGUAGAGUUAAGCAGCUUUCAUUGCGGAAUUCGAAAAAUGAUAAACAGCACACGCAUAUAUCGCGACUUGAAAUUCGUUGACAUAGACUUUUCCAACAUCGAAUUAAACGUAGAUAGACAGCUAUCGAUUAUGAUAGCGAAUUUAGGUCUAAAUGUGUUAAAUUUCACCAUGCAAGGUUGUCGACUGUCAUAUGCUAAACUGUAUAUGGUGAUUCGUCUAUUGAGACGGUUGAAAACUGUUUGCAUAGAUGACUGCCGUAUAUAUCACGAUUUGAUACCUGUGCCGGAGUUCAAACCAAGAGCUACACAAUUACAAAAAGUCAGCAUUUUCAACAUCAAUUCAGAAGACGAGUGGUCGAUUACGAACCUAUUGAUGAACGGUAAUUCGGCAAGUAUUGCCAUAAAAGCUGAAAAAUGCCGACUAAAAUCCGUUGAGGAUCUAGUUGAAAUCUACGCGGAUCGGAUAAAGCAUUUAACUUUAUCGUUUAGUGAAACUCGCACAACUAGAAGGAUAUUUGAAUGCAGUACUUUAACACUCGAAUCGUUAUGCUUAAUUCGCAAUCCUAACUUGGAUAUGCACCACAUAUCUUUCCAAGAAACAAUUGCAACGCAAACCAUGCUGCGAGAACUGAACAUCAACAUGCCGAUCUCGUUACGCACCCUUGCUGAUAUUUCGCGCAACUUCACCGUCCUGGAAUACUUACAAGUUAGAAUCAAUGAGAAGGAAACUAUCGAAGCAAUGCCUUUCAUUUGGCCAAAGCUCAAGAUACUAGAUUUGACGUAUUCUGGAGAUAUCGGCACAGUUCUACAGGAAAUGGAAUUUAAGUCUGAACUGGAGGAACUACGCUUACAUACAAGGAAACUAACCAAAUACACGUUGUUGCUCAUUUAUGAAAAAUGUUGCACAAUAAAAAGACUGACGCUAGCAGCAUUAUCCUUGAUCCGGUGUGAAAAAAUGCUGGGCUCAAUCGGAGAACGCUUAGCUGCCUUAUCGGAAAUUGAACUCCAAUGCGGUUCACGAACAACGUUUGUUCCUUUUUUCAAAUCAGCCUCAUCAUUAAGGUACCUUACCUCUUUGGUUUUUGUCUAUUGUGAUCUUAUCACUAACAAAACUCUUGCAAAUAUCACUUUGCCUUACCUGAACAAAUUGGCUAUUGUGCAGAAUCUCAAGAUUUCAAAGCAAGGAUUAGAAAUACUGUUCCAGAACUGCCCCAGAAUUAAAUCGCUAACGUUACAAGCAUGUCCAGGUGUGGAUGAUGGGGCGGUACAGUUCAUUGCUGCCUUCUUACCUUACUUGGAAUUCUUGGAUAUCAGCAAAUCCGCACAUAUUACUCUAAACAGUGUUCGACAUAUUUUCGAAGGAUGCCGGUUGUUAAAGGACUUGCGGAUUGAUGACUGUCAGCGUUUAAUACUUCAAUGGAGACUUGCACCGAAUUAUAUACAGAGCUUCCCACGUUUAAAAAGUUAUUACCAUGCGUAUCCCGAGUAUUUCAAUUCGUACCUUCCCGUCGAAACAGCUGAUGAGUGCGAUAGUGAUUAUUGUUAUUAUGAUGAUACCUCAGUCGAUCUGUCAGACGUUGAUGAUUAUCUAGAAGACUUUGAGCCAGUAGCUCCCAUCGAAGAACCUAGUCGUGAUGCAGAACCAGCCCAUGUUGUUGUAAUCAGUGAUGAUGAGUAAUUGUCUUAGCUUCUAAUAAAUAAAGAUCAAUUUUAAAAGAA
Messenger RNA from Armigeres subalbatus, 2104 nucleotides. RefSeq lists its product as uncharacterized. Lineage: Eukaryota; Metazoa; Arthropoda; Insecta; Diptera; Culicidae. The transcript is spliced from 5 exons. The coding region runs from base 225 to 2063 and encodes 612 amino acids. Gene Ontology annotation, biological process: SCF-dependent proteasomal ubiquitin-dependent protein catabolic process. The record is from RefSeq and is a predicted model, not a curated record. Gene Ontology annotation, cellular component: SCF ubiquitin ligase complex. Gene Ontology annotation, molecular function: protein binding.